Molecule: messenger RNA, 516 nt
Organism: Trichoplax adhaerens
Lineage: Eukaryota; Metazoa; Placozoa; Uniplacotomia; Trichoplacea; Trichoplacidae
Exons: 7
Coding region: 1-516 (171 amino acids)
Biological process (GO): regulation of DNA-templated transcription
Cellular component (GO): DRM complex
Source: RefSeq, a predicted model, not a curated record
AUGAUUCUAAAGUAUUUGAUAGGCAGCCUUUCCUUCGCAGCUUAUUUUGGUGAUAUUGGAAAACUGUGGUGUGUUUCGUUCAAACCCCACGGGUUCAGUCAAGGAUUACUCAAAAAGCAAAAGGUCGAAUUAACGCAUUGUAACGACUUGGGAUACUGGAUUGGAAAAGUCAUGGACCAAGAUAUCGAGCAAAGCUUACGGUCACUCUUAAGUGAUGAACAUUUAGAUCGUGAUUCCCCCGAUUUGUGGUCAGAUCCAUCUUUUGGAUAUAACGUCAAAUUUAGUCCGGCACCAUCUGCUGUUGCCACACCUGGUUCCAGUAAAUGGCAAGACGAAUCACAAAACGAUCGAGAAAUACUAAUUCAAGAACUUGCUAGCCUUACCAAAGAAGAAGUAUUGAAAAAAGUCCGUGACUUGCAGAAUUUUGCUUAUCAAUUAGGCUCAGAAGAAGGAAUCAAGGGUUAUCAUACCUUCAGUAAAACAGUGAUAAAACCACCAUUUCUAAACGAUAACUAG